UUUUUUUUUUCUUUCCUUUUUUUUUUCUUCCUUUUCUUUUCACUGCCGCUGCCGACUCCUACCAUGGUAAAACAUCCAUCCACAACCCGCUACUGUGACUGGCUUGGUCGACACGGUCUGCUCCAUAUCGGAUAUCUUCCGACAAACGACGCAUCUCACCCAGUCUAUCCUGCGGCCUCUCCCUCUUUCUCUCCACCCUCCCGGUUCUUCUCUCGGCAGAGCACACCCAGUACCUUACAUACCGAGCCUUCCCCCCCAGCCCUGUUUGAGUUGCCGACGGGCACGGGUGUGGCGGGCCCAGUAGUCCUAUACUGCCGCCGCUUCUGCUACGGGUGUGCUACGCUUGUGCUUGUUUCUGUUGGCGGAUCUGACGCUGGAAAUGGCAUAAUUGCUUGGAAGGGUAAGGGUCAAACAGAGGGCCAUGGGGGUCAUCGUCCCGCAUUCGCACCCGCAGCUCGCGAUAUGGCUGUUCUUUGUCAAGUACCCUCCUCCACUUUUGAUGCAUAUUGCGCAAGUAAUACCUAUCCGUAGUGCCGUGAGUUGUAUUAUGUCGUGGUGAGAAGCUCACAGGCUCCUGCUCCCUCACUUCAUACGCCGAACUUACCUCUUGUUAGGUAAACUGGGGAGCUCUAGAUUUGGUUCGAGGAGCCCCAGUGUCCCCUCUUUCUCUCCGGGCCCUAAGAAGUGCCCCAGAAGCACAGGCGAAAGGGAGAAAAAGGAUGCAUGAAUACAAAGCACUAAGCCGGUUCGGGAACUCGGACAGACCAGGUGAGAAUCGGGCGAGAAAAGAUACGCAGCCAACUCUCCGUACACUACGGAUACCUACUAUGUAGACAAGUCUC
This is a messenger RNA of Colletotrichum navitas, 842 nucleotides long. RefSeq lists its product as uncharacterized. The transcript has 4 exons. The record is from RefSeq and is a predicted model, not a curated record. The coding region runs from base 64 to 531 and encodes 155 amino acids. NCBI's taxonomy places the organism in Eukaryota, Fungi, Ascomycota, Sordariomycetes, Glomerellales, Glomerellaceae.